CACAUGGCAAGAGUCAGUGUGUGUAUGUGUGUGUGUGUGUGUGUAAACGCCUUCAGAAUACAUCAGCCCUGCGCUGCAUUCGAUUGUUACUGCGGCGGAUAAAAUCAACGUGCUCAUGUCUGGAGCUUUUGAAUAAACCAGCAAUGGAACAAAAAGGAGAGGAAUACAGCGAUAAAGAAAAUCCCGCUGUGCUUUCGUGGAGCCAAAAUGGCGGCAGCGAGGAAGAGUUUGAUGAAGAAAGAGGUCCUGAUGAAGAAAGACGGGCAAAGAGAUCAUGUGCUGCAAAACCAUCCGAACAGCCGUCACGACUCAACUUCCACAUCCCACGGAAAAGCAGAGAAAAGAGAGAUUUGUUUCAGCAUGUGUCUACAGACUCAAGAGAGUUUUCUGACAUACUGCAGAUCCUUACGUCCUGUUACAAGGAUUCCUUAUCGAUGGGGACAUUUGUGUACUCCAAACCACGCCUUGUACACAAUGAAACACUGGAGAAAGAUUUCAUAGAAAAAAGAAGACAACUAAAAGGGGAUGGACGUACAGAGAAAGAGCUCUCUGAAAGUUUCUGUUUCCUGCUCUGUGAUGCUCAGAAGAUCUCAGCACUGUGUGAAAGCGGUCUGUUUGUUGGCAGCAGCUGGAUGAAUAUGUUGGGCAAUCCAUCCAAAGGUGUAUAUCUGUGUCAGUUCUCUGAUUUACUUCAAAUCAACCCCACGGAGCUUGGAUCUACAGGAAACAUCAUCAUAUUUAAAGUAAUAAAGGGUAAAGUGAAGAGUGUACAUGAUAGUAUGUCCAGAGGUAUGGAUCCUACACCUAAAUUUGAUAGUCAUUUCUCCAAAAACUCAAAACGAGUGACCUCUUUGCAUUCAUACAAGUCAUUUGAAUAUACUCAGCAAUACUUCUAUGAGUAUGUGGACUUUGAGAUUUUCUCCAGGCCAAGACAUGUAUGUCCAUAUGCUGUGGUCUCUUAUCAGUUCAAAGGCAAAGAGGCCUCAACAGUCCCCAAGCAACUGCCCCCUUUUAGGUCCAACAGUCUUCCAUCAGGGAUGAGCGGAGGCAGGCGCAGCUACACAGUCUGGCAAGGACAUUUCAUAAAUGGAGGCAAGGUUGUAUACCAGGCCUGCCUUCGAUCCCACUAUCAACCUUUCCUGCCAUACAAACUGCCGGAGAAAAUUGAGAUUGGUAAAGUUAUGCAGCUGGAGCAGGUGAAACAGAAGAUCCCAUCUGCUCUAUUCUCCUGGAAGCUUUACACAGGCAGCCAUGAAGUGUAUAAGAGUGGCAUGUACAGCAGCAUGUUCGAGGUCCUGGAGAAAGACAAGUCUCCCAAGAGUUUGACUGCAUUGCUGCAGAAACUGGAGGAAAAUGGGCUGGUGUUGGUGAAUAUGGUGAACAACAAAGGUUUUCUCUUUUUCCUGUCUGCCAGCCAGAUGGCCAACUUGAGUGAGCGACGGGGCAAUUGGAAAACGUCAUCGUUGCAAGCUCUUUUCAUUUAUCGUGAGAAACGUGACCUUUUAAACAGCUCACCAAAUCCCUCUGAAGUUUUUGAACCUCUAUCCUCUGAGAUGUGUAAUCCCAUCCUGCCCCAGCAUGAUUUAUUCAUCCCCGCCCUCCACUAUGCCCUCAACAAGGCCCGAAGUGACUCUUCUGCUGACCCUAGUACUGCUGUAGAGCAGCACAUUCAUGACUGUCUUACAAAUCUCAAGGAAGGCAAUUUCCUGCAGCGCAUGAGGAUAGUCUACAAUCCUAAACUGGAUGUCAGGGAAAAGCUGUUCCCUGCUCCUAGAAAAAAGAUCAAUUGGGAAGGCUUCAUGCGGUCAUACAUCUACAACCCGAAAGUGUACACAAUAGUUCUGGAGAGAGUAAAGAAUAAGAUGGAGGAGCUCAGAGUUCAGACUACUCAAAGAACUAAGAAAACAGACCCUCAUGCUGACCCGGAGAAAGUGAAAGAACUGUUGAAACUCAUUCAGCUGAACAAGAGGCACUCAAAGGAAAAAUUAUCUUGUGCAGACGAAACAGGAAGUCCAGUGGCAAUGGAAGACACCUACAUGCUAAAGAGGAAGAUAGAAUUGGACUCCCUUGAUGGAAACUCGAAGCGUCAGAGAAAUCAACUCUUAAAUGAGGAGUUCAGUGAAGGGGAGAGGUCGUGCAGUCCAUCCUUAGGCUGUGUCCUAAACAGCGCUGGCCUCCAGGACACAGACCUGAGAAAGGAUAAAACUCAGGGUGCGCUAAAAAUCAUGGAGGUGCUGGACAGCUUAGGAAAGACGAGUCUUGACACAGACCUGCGCAAGGAGAAGGCUCAGGGUGCUCUGGAAGUCAUUAAGCUGAUAGACAAUCUGACCCGAGGCACAGCAGAGUCGCCAAAAAUGAAAGAGGUGGAAACAGCAGACAUUUCUGAUGCAUCACUGUAUGACAGCAUGUUAAGACUCGGCCUCCCGACUGACCGUGACAUCGACCUGAGAAAACCGUUUACUGAUGAAGAACCAGAUAGGACUGACUGUCUUGAGGAGACCUCUGGAAGCUUGAGUAGUUUAGAAGCAUUUAGCCCAUGCUCAGAUUCUGGAGGACAACAACGUGGUGUCAACCUGCUCGGGGAAAAGACAAUCCCAUGGGUACUGAUACCAAUCACAGGUCUAAAAACAGAAAGAUAUUCCCAAAGACAAAUGGAUUAUCCUGAAGAUCCACGUUUCCUUCAGAGCCCAACAGUCUCUACACACACUACACCGGACAUGAAGGAACUUUCACCACCCUACCAGCCCGACAGCAGCAACAUAGUGGCUGAAGCAGAUGUUCAGACUGCUGAAGAGAUUGAGGAUGAAUCAUCUGCUGCAGCAACAUUUACUGACUGUCCUGCAGACACCGGGGCACCACUGAGUGCUGUUGACAACAUAGUUGAUGAGUUGAUUUCUGGGUUUUCCACAGAGGUUGAAGAACUUUUGAGGGACAAACAUAUUUAUUAUGUUUCCUGCUCAAGCACUCAGGGCCCUCGUGAACCCCCCCAAAGUCCAGUGCCACCUUUGUCUGAUUACAUCUCAAACUUCAACACGCCAUUUCCUGUCAAUAACUACAUCAGCUCUUUCCAUGACAGUCUCAUGUUGUUCAUAGACUCCCAGCAUGUUGAAAGACAACACACAGCUUCAGAAGAUGUGUCGUCUUCCUUCGGUACCAAUGUUUCUUUAAAUAUCCCUGCAAAUUCUUGUGUUUCUUCAUCUUCAGCCCCUAAACCCAGACACAGCUCUGAAUCUCUAAAGUCAGGUUCCUCUGAUACUGCCCUACCUGCCCUAAUAACACAAUCACAACAUCAGUCAAGUCCACUUCAACCUGAGGUUCACCAUACACCCCAGAAAAUAAGUGGGUUAGACCGGGACGGAACACAAGAGAUGCAGAAAGACAACAUCACUCAUGAAAAUCAGGACGAUAUGUUGGGUGAUUUAAAGAGUCAUUCAGUUGCAGAGCAAACAGCGACCCCUUCAGUAAAGAGUGACGAUGUUUCACAUUCUGCCAUCAGUAGCAUCAUUGAUCAGUUGCAGCCAGAGGUUAUCAUUAACCUGGUGGAGAUCAUUAAAGGUGUGCAGAAAAACACUGUUUACUUCUACGUCCAUUCUCCGGAUGUUGAAGAGAGUGAUGUCUGUUGGGAAAUAAAGGAAUAUUUGAAAAAGUUGGGGAAUUUGGAAUGUAAUCCCCAUAGCUUCCUUGAAAAAAACAUUGGUCCAGAUAAACUUUUGGUCAUCAUUCAGAAUAUGGACAUUGCUGCCCAAGUUCACAAGAUACCUGCUUUAGUCUCAUUGAAGAAGCAUCAGUCUGUGAGCUUUGCUGGUGUUGACAACCAUAGUGAUAUUCAAAACCACACCUAUAAUGAACUGUUCCAGUCCGGGGGGUUCAUUGUUUCAGAUGAAUAUGUGCUGAAUCCGAAUGUCAUCACAGCAGAGAAACUUGAAAACAUCCUUCAGUAUAUUGAGCAGCUCAACUCUAUUCAGAACCCCUGGAGAUGGAGGAUACACUUCAAAUCUUACAAGAAAAUCAGAGAGCAAAGCAGGCUCACAGGUGAGGCUUUGAGUUUGUAUGAGAUUCUCACUGCUUACGAGAAGAGACACGUUGUUGAAAUCUUGCCAUAUCACGACUGUGACACCCCGUCACGAAAAGCACCUGAUCUGGACUGUCUAGUUGAUCUGCAAUCAAGGUUCAUCAAACAGCGACACCUAAUAUUUUUGACAGGCUGCCGAUUUGAGAUGUUCCCUCACUACUCAAGCAGUGGUAUCAUGAUUGCCCAUGUGGACGAUAUAAAGUUUAUAAUAAGCAGUUUAUCUGGUGGUGUCAGUGAAAAUGUUGAGACAAUCCCAUCUGCUGAGAUUUACUCCACUUCUACUUCAACAUCCUUGAGAGAUGAUAGCACGCCCAUAGACUACUCGGAGGACUCCACAAGAGAAUCUGUCUCACUUCAGCCUAUCCAUGUUGAUACAGAUCAGCACUCAUUUCAUACAGCUGAGCCGUACCCCUGUGUUUCUGAAUCUUCUGUUCAGGACCAACCUUUAGCCAUAUCAGCCAGUGAAAAUAAAAAAGAAUUAGAUUUUAAGGCUCUCAGUGAAACAAUUUCCCAGUUCAAGGCAUCCAGGAUGCUAGAAAAAUCUGAUGCAGGUGAAAUAUUACAAUGUUCCUUUAGAGUCGAUCCUCAUCAGAGCUUUCUGAGUCACAUCGAUUUGACUGAUUCUUAUCAUCAGUACUCCUCUCAGAACAAUGAUUUGUCUAAUACUGCUGUUAAGACCCUAGUGUCUAAUACUUCAAAUCAAAUCCAGUCAGUCAGAGACUGCAGUGAGCCCAGCCCCAUUCUGGAAUCGGGCAUUACAGCAUUUACAGAUGCUCAAACGAGCUGUACUUCAGUUUAUGAAAAUACAGAAGUUGUGUCUUCUGAUACACCUCCUGUUGAAGUCAAUGAUGAAAUGCAAGAAGUCACAGCCAUGGAUGAUGGUUUACUGCUACAUGCUGAGUCUAUCAUGGAUGCUGAGAACUUCAGCAAUAUGUCUGACCAUUUCAAACCCUGGGAGAACUUGAGCUCCAUCAACCACACAAUGGACACUCAGUCAGGCACAACGAAUAAUGGGACCAAAUGUGACAGUGGCCAAGAAUCCAAUGAAAGAGCCAUGACGGCACAGGACAACACCAAUUACUCUGAACCACCUGAUAGGGACAAACAUGGGAGAAAUGAUCUCCUUAUCACACCUAGCAAUACUGGAUAUGGCAGGGAUCAUUUUAAUUCAGUGAGCCACAUGGCGUUGCAGCAAAGUAGCUUCAUCCCAGCACAACACAGAUCCAUGGUUGUGAACUCCCCAAGGUUUAUAUGCCACAAUGGUGCUAUUGGACAUCCUCUUUUAAACUGCAACAUUCCCAACACCCUUGGAGUUGUAGGACCUCCAGUCUUGAGAGGACUCUUACCAAAUCAUGCCAUGCAAAUGGCAUGGAACAGUUUAACACAAGGGCCGGCAUCCGUCUUCUGGGGUGCUCAGCCUGGCGUGAAUGUACAGCAGAUACAAAGAGCUCAGUUUAUUCAGACUUGGCAUGGAAAUUCCGGACUCCAAGGAAAUGGUUAUCAUUCCAAUAGGGGAGGCUUCGGUGGCUGGUGAACCAUCAAUGCUUGUAGAAAGUUUUCAUAAUGUUUAGUAUAACUGAAACACUGUCUUUUUUGUAUAACUAGAAAAUAACAAAACAGUUCCAGGUUUUUACAGCCUCAAGCAGAUUUUUUUGGAGAUCAAUAUAUUUUGCAAGCUACAGCAUGUUCGUCAAUCUGAUAAUAUUGGUUAUUUUUGCCUAUAUGGAAACACUGCAGCCAAGUCACUUUAUAGUCCUGGUUUUAAUUUUAUUUUUAUAA
Paramisgurnus dabryanus is the source of this 5851-nucleotide messenger RNA. RefSeq names its product transcription activation suppressor a (gene tasora). Gene Ontology annotation, cellular component: heterochromatin; nucleoplasm. Lineage: Eukaryota; Metazoa; Chordata; Actinopteri; Cypriniformes; Cobitidae. The record is from RefSeq and is a predicted model, not a curated record. Gene Ontology annotation, biological process: protein localization to heterochromatin; negative regulation of gene expression, epigenetic. Gene Ontology annotation, molecular function: chromatin binding.